GGAGGCCAAAUCUGGCAUUAGGGGCGGGCCAACUCGCGAUUGGCUCAGAUUUGAGAUAAGCGGUUGCUAGGGGAUACCACUCGCCAAAAGCCUGGCAUUCGCUGAUAUAAAGGGCGUCUCAACCGAUCACUUGUCGUUACAGGCCGGGGGGGCCGUACCAAUGAGUUCAGAACCAAUCUGUGGUCGAAGUAGGGACAAGAGGGAGGGGACAUUCUCUCGCCAAUCGGAAGUGUAAAGAGGCGGGCGUGCCAGUCCGUGGACUGCUACGACGCCAUGAAUAUCUUGCCCAAGAAGAGCUGGCACGUCCGGAACAAGGACAAUGUUGCCCGCGUGCGACGUGACGAGGCCCAGGCCCGGGAGGAAGAGAAGGAGCGUGAGCGGAGAGUGCUGCUGGCUCAGCAAGAGGCCCGUACAGAAUUCCUACGGAAGAAAGCCAGACAUCAGAACUCACUGCCUCAGCUUGAGGCAGCAGAGGUGGGAGCCCCAAGUUCUGGCCCUGUGGAUCUGUUUCGAGAGCUGCUGGAGGAAGGGAAAGGCCUGAUCAGAGGCAAUAAAGAGCACGAGGAAGAAAAGCGACAGGAGAAAGAGAGACAAGAGAAAGCUCUGGGCAUCCUGACAUACCUGGGCCAGAGUGCAGCGGAGGCCCAGACUCAACCCCCUUGGUACCAGCUCCCACCAGAGCGAGGGGGCCACCCACCUGGCCCAGCCCCAGAUGAGAAGAUCAAGAGCCGCCUGGACCCUCUGCAGGAGAUGCAGAAGCAUCUGGGGAAGAGGAGACGGCACAGCAGUGAUGAAGGCAAUCACAGCAGAAAGGAAAAGAAGGAGGGGUCUGAGAAACAGCGACCUAAGGGGCCUCCAUCCCUGGACCAGCUUCGAGCUGAACGUCUUCGGAGGGAAGCAGCCGAGAGGGCUCAAGCGGAGGCCCUGCUGGCCCGGGUCCAAGGCCGGGCACCACAGGAGGGUAAGCAGGAAGAGGAAGAGACAGAUGACCGGCGGCGGCGGUACAACUCCCAGUUCAACCCCCAGCUGGCCCGGCGCCCCCGCCAGCAGGACCCUCACCUUGCUUACUGACUCCUGAGGGGGUACAGGAGAGGCCGCUACUGCCAGCCGUCAUAUAAAACUAUUUAUUCAUAAAUAUUUUCCAAAAUGAAAAUAGGUUUACCAAAAAAUGUCCCUCACUGGGGAGGGGAGGAGGGGGCAGCCCUCGCCCCCGGGCCCCCAGGGUGGGGCUGAGAAGAAACAUCCCGGCCCCUUCCCUGCUUCCUGGGAGAGGGGGAUGCCCCGUGGCCUGGGGCCUCCCUCCAGUCUUCCAGGGCAGGGCCCUCACCUGGGCAGGGGGAUCAGCAUGCGGGGGAGGGGGUUGGUAGAGGGAGGGGCCGGUGUCACUGGAGGUCCCGGUCCUCCAGGUAGCGGUACUCAAAGGUGAAGCCUUCCUUCUUCCGCUGGCCCCACUUCUCGUAGUCAAAGUAGAUGUAGGUGCCCUGGCCGGGGGAGAAGGCGGUCAGUGAGUGGACGAAGAGGUGGUCUGGGAUCUGGGCCGGACCAACAGACAAAGGGGACAGUUCUUAGGCCUGUGGAUGUGCCGGGCACUGGGCCAGCUGCCCUGCACACACGUGCACUCAUUCUACCCUCACAAGGUGGUUCUUGGGUUAUAAACAUUACAUGCCCACUUCAUCAAGGAGGAAGCGGAGGGAACAGCAGAGAGCUUCCACCGAGGCCAGCUGCCAGAGUGGGGCCCCAGCUCCAGGCCUGAGUGAGUACAAGGCCUUUGUAUUCUUGAGGGCUGUGGCUUUUGAACAUCUCUCUUGUGCAAGUACAGGAUGCAUGGCCUAGCAUUUAAUCUUCACAAAGACCUCAAGGCAGUGGGUACUGUCACCCUUGUUCUAAAGAAUGGAACAUGCUCAGAAUCUAAAUCUAAGCACUCUGCAGGGAUAUUUUAUUGGCGGUGGCAGAGGUGUGGGAAUUUCUGAAUGACUGGAUGCCCUGAAAUGUACUAACUUGGAGGAUGGUUCUGGGCCAAACCAGGAAAGGAUAGAAGGUCAGUAGUUAAUGUCUGAGGGCACGAUGGGAGAGGAGCUAGCUUCUGAAUGAACGAAUGUCUGAAAUGCUUUCAAGAAUGGCAGCCUGGGAGAACUAGGAGAAGGGACUGAGUUCUCUGAGGACAAGGACUUUGCAACAUUCAUCCCCAUGAAGGGGCUCGGCAUCAGGGAAGUCUUUGGUGGGGGAAAAAAAAAAUCACUGUGGAACACACCAACUGUAAGUAAUUUGAAAAAAAAAAAAUCAUGACACUUACUACGUAGCAGUCACCAUCAAAUACUUACAUGUUAUUAACUCAUUUAAUCUUCAUAACAACUGCAGUAGGAGGGCCUCUUCCCCCCAGUUUUUACAGAUAAGGAAAUUAAGACAGAGGUUCAAGUGACUUGCCCAAAGUCACCCAGCUAGAGCUGGGCUCAAACCCAGGCAGGCUGGCUCCAGAGUAUUUGCAAGAAGCAUGAAUUGCCAAUUAUUAGAACUUGAAAAGACCAUUAAAAAAAAAAUAGCUUC
This is a messenger RNA of Sapajus apella (tufted capuchin), 2544 nucleotides long. It is a transcript of the gene LENG1, whose product is annotated as leukocyte receptor cluster member 1. The record is from RefSeq and is a predicted model, not a curated record. Bases 274 to 1071 code for a protein of 265 amino acids. Lineage: Eukaryota; Metazoa; Chordata; Mammalia; Primates; Cebidae. The transcript has 4 exons.